This is a messenger RNA of Epinephelus moara (kelp grouper), 1086 nucleotides long. RefSeq names its product phospholipase A and acyltransferase 1-like (gene plaat1l). Gene Ontology annotation, molecular function: glycerophospholipid phospholipase A1 activity; A2-type glycerophospholipase activity. The coding region runs from base 141 to 599 and encodes 152 amino acids. NCBI's taxonomy places the organism in Eukaryota, Metazoa, Chordata, Actinopteri, Perciformes, Serranidae. Gene Ontology annotation, cellular component: cytoplasm. The transcript is spliced from 5 exons. The record is from RefSeq and is a predicted model, not a curated record. Gene Ontology annotation, biological process: N-acylphosphatidylethanolamine metabolic process.
UGUGACCGUGACAGACUAGUGAUCUUUUAAGUGUCACAUCAGUGCAGCCAUAUGUAAAGCAGAUAAGAGUUCCUGUGUGUGUGUGUUGUGGAUUUAAUUUCAGAAGCGACUGAAGAAAGCUGCGGUAAAUACCUAAACCCAUGGGCCUGAAACAUUCCAACCCCCAGUUGUUCCCAGGGGACAUCGUGGAGUAUCGCAGGAACAAAUACUUCUCUCAUUUUGCAGUGUACUACGGAGAGAGGGAUGGAGUUCCUUACGUCGCCCACCUGACAUCUCGAGAUUCAGACUCCAAGCUGCCGCUCUUUGGCCGCGCUCUGAGGUCAGAGGUCAAACUGGAUCCACUGGAGCUGCUGGGGAAAAAAUACAAGGUCAGCAACAUGCUGGACGACUUGUUCUCGGCCCGGGACUUUCACACGGUGGUGAAGCCGGCCAUCGACGACAUGAUGGGGCGCGAGGUGACGUUCGAUAUCCUGUUUCAUAACAGCGAGCACCAGGCGACGCUUUUCAGAUACGGAGUCAAGAAGUCUGAACAGAUCGAGAGAAUUUACGAACACAUCAUGCCGGCCUGGAAGAAGCUGUUUGAGGAGAAAAAACUCUGAACAAUGCUUUACGUUCAGUUCUCAUCUCGACCACCAGAGAGCGACAUUGUUCUGACUUCAAGGAAAAUGGUCCUGCAUUAAGAGGAAGAACCAGAUAUUUAAUGUAUAUUAACAUGAAAAUUUGAGUAAAAACAACAUUUUAAAGGUCAUUAUUCAGAGGAAAAAAUAACAUAUUACAAGAAAAAGUUGUAAUAUGAGCUCUUAAUGACUUUAUUGUGACUUUUUUGCUAAAUAUUUACUUUGUUCUUGAGAUAGAAAGUCUCAAAGCAGUCUGAAAGCAGCUCAAGAAAAGUGACGUCGCUCCAGGUUACAAAGGGUUGAUUCAGUUUUCAUCUAUAAUUUCUUACAUCAUUUUCCCAUCUCACUACGUUCCUCUUCUUAAUAUUGGAGUAUUUGUUUUGUUGUCUUUUUUCUUAUUUAAACCUCCUGUCACAUAAAGCUUUGUCUACAUUUCCAGACCAGUUGAAUAAAUCUGAGCCUUAUUCUC